This is a messenger RNA of Leucoraja erinaceus (little skate), 1243 nucleotides long. It is a transcript of the gene nkiras2, whose product is annotated as NFKB inhibitor interacting Ras-like 2. Gene Ontology annotation, biological process: canonical NF-kappaB signal transduction. The record is from RefSeq and is a predicted model, not a curated record. Bases 180 to 752 code for a protein of 190 amino acids. Lineage: Eukaryota; Metazoa; Chordata; Chondrichthyes; Rajiformes; Rajidae. The transcript has 4 exons. Gene Ontology annotation, molecular function: GTP binding; GTPase activity.
GUGCUCCGGCCUGUGGGGGCGCUGUGUGCGGAGGGAGUGAGAGAGGCCGCAUUGAGCGGGCAUCAGGCAGAGGCCGCGGGUCAGGCCGGCGCAGGCGAGCGAUCUGUCGCUGACAAACCUCUUACUGAAGCUGAGUGUCCAGAUCUCUGCUCCACUGUUGGCAAUUCCCCACGAGUGAGAUGGGGAAGAGUUGUAAAGUGGUGGUGUGUGGGCUGGCAUCAGUCGGGAAAACCGCCAUUUUGGAACAGGUUCUGUACGGAAACCAUAUUGUUGGUUCUGAGACCAAUGAAACCCUGGAAGACAUUUAUGUUGGUUCCAUAGAGACAGACCGUGGUGUCCGGGAACAGGUCCGCUUUUAUGACACCAAAGGCCUGAAAGAAGGCACCGAGCUUCCCAAGCACUACUAUUCCUUUGCUGAUGGGUUUGUGCUGGUGUACAGCAUCGACAGUUGGGAAUCCUAUAAACGGGUCGAAGCCCUCAAAAAGGAAAUCGACAGGUCGCGUGACAAGAAAGAGGUGACCAUUGUAGUUCUGGGGAACAAGUGUGACCUCCCGGAUGGGCGACGUGUGGACCAUGAAGCUGUUCAGCAGUGGGCAAAGACGGAGAAGGUCAGACUCUGGGAGGUGUCUGUGGCAGAGCGCAAGUCCCUGAUCGAGCCUUUCGUCCACCUAGCCAGCAAGAUGACACAGCCUCAGAGCAAGUCCACCUUUCCCCUCAGCCGGAAAAAGGGGAGUGGCUCUAUUGACUCUUGAUUGCAGAUGCAGAGAUGGCAUUGAAGAGCAUUAUUUCACUGCAUUCCUGCAAACUACAUAUCUAUGAAGAGCUAUACUUAUUUAUGUUGUUAAUGUUCUUUCUUCUAUUGAGUAUUAUCAAAGCAAGAUCUUAAAAUACGAUUGGAUUAGGUUUGAAAUGCACUGUCUGGUAUUGUGCAAAUUCACGUUAUAAAGUAGCGGAGAUUCUGUAAGAAUGAAUCAAACAUGAGUUAUUGUACUAACUGGCAUGGCAUAGAGAUUUGGCUUCCUCAUUUAACAUUGGCACUCCGGCAUUAAAAGCUGGAAAUAGGUCUUUGAUCUGAAACAUAAUUGUUUCUUUUUCCAUAUAUGCUGCCUGUGAGUUUCCAGUAUUUUCUCUCAGUUCAGAUUUUCAGCAUCUACAGUGUUUUGUCUUUGUUAUUUUCAGGAAUCUGGGGUGGGGCAGGAAAAUUGAAUAUUCAUUACAAAUAAAGAUGCUAGGAACUACAGUA